AUGGGGAGGGGGAAGAUUGAGAUCAAGAGAAUCGAGAACACAACGAGCCGCCAAGUGACCUUCUGCAAGCGUAGGAACGGGCUGCUGAAGAAGGCGUAUGAGCUCUCCAUCCUCUGCGACGCUGAGAUCGCUUUGAUCGUCUUCUCCGGACGAGGACGCCUCUAUGAGUAUUCCAAUAACAGCAUAAGAUCGACAAUUGAGAGGUACAAGAAAGCCUCUGCCAGCACUUCAGGAUCAGCUCCAGUGAUAGAUGUCAAUUCUCAUCAAUACUUUCAGCAAGAAGCAGCAAAGCUGCGCCAGCAGAUUCAAACCUUGCAGAACUCAAACAGGCACCUGAUGGGUGAGUCAAUUGGCAAUAUGACUGCAAAGGAGCUCAAGAACCUUGAAAGCAGGCUUGAAAGAGGCAUCGGCCGAAUACGGUCCAAGAAGCAUGAGCUGCUGCUCGCGGAGAUCGAAUAUAUGCAGAAAAGGGAAGCAGAUCUGCAGAAUGAAAACAUGUUCUUGAGAGCCAAGAUUGCAGAGACUGAUCGACAGCAUCAGGCGGCAGAAGACCAGCAGAUGGUGCCCCCGCCGGCCGGCGGCGGGGCGACGGAGCUGGAGGCGCUGCCGGCGUCGUUCGACCCACGAGGCUACUACCAGCAGGUGCAGGUGAGCAUGCUGGCCGCCUCUGCCUCGUCGUCGCAGUACUUGGAGCAUCCCCAGGAGCACCACCAGACAGCUCUGCACCUCGGGUACCACAUCAAGGUCGACUCCGCCGCCGGCAAAGGCCUCCUCUAG
Phragmites australis (common reed) is the source of this 777-nucleotide messenger RNA. Its product is annotated as MADS-box transcription factor 21-like. The transcript is spliced from 7 exons. Gene Ontology annotation, biological process: positive regulation of transcription by RNA polymerase II. Lineage: Eukaryota; Viridiplantae; Streptophyta; Magnoliopsida; Poales; Poaceae. The record is from RefSeq and is a predicted model, not a curated record. Bases 1 to 777 code for a protein of 258 amino acids. Gene Ontology annotation, cellular component: nucleus. Gene Ontology annotation, molecular function: protein dimerization activity; RNA polymerase II cis-regulatory region sequence-specific DNA binding; DNA-binding transcription factor activity, RNA polymerase II-specific.